Messenger RNA from Thunnus maccoyii (southern bluefin tuna), 5228 nucleotides. RefSeq names its product claspin-like. Bases 198 to 5228 code for a protein of 1676 amino acids. Gene Ontology annotation, molecular function: lipid binding. Gene Ontology annotation, biological process: lipoprotein metabolic process; lipid transport. The record is from RefSeq and is a predicted model, not a curated record. Lineage: Eukaryota; Metazoa; Chordata; Actinopteri; Scombriformes; Scombridae. Gene Ontology annotation, cellular component: extracellular region; membrane. The transcript has 47 exons.
UGAGAAGUGGUUGGAGGUGUGAUUUCGGAGCUUUGGAGGAGCUCCUGAACGCGUCCCGUGUGCAGAUGUUGCGGGUGUGGUGAAGUUUUACGAACUCCUGGGAAUGUCUCGGUAGUGAAGGAGCCGCUGGCGCUGCUCUCUGCUCUGUUAUUAUUUCAUGUGAAGUAUCUCUGAGCUGCCUUCAGACCCCCGGCAGGAUGGAGUCGAGUAUGAUGAGGCCAGAAGUCAAAAAGAAACCAAAGCCGCCCAAACCUCCUCCGAAGCCUGUUGAGAUGAACAGAGAUGACCCAGGAAGACCCGAGAAACCAAAACCUGUGGAGAAACCGAAUCCUGUGGUGCCUCCUCGCCCGGCAGACUCUGAACUGAGUCAAACACAAUACCGGAUAAAAAGAUUAGCAGACAAUCAGACCAACGGAAACUUGAUACAAAGAGAGACAAAAGAGAAACAGUUGGAGACUCCUGUGGUUCCACCCAGACCCACAGAAAAGGAAAUGAACGCCACGACCAGAUACAGCCAUCGUAAGAGGGUCCAGGCUGAGGAAACGCAGCGCUCCAGAGAAACUGAAGUUCCUAAAGAUGAAGCAGAUUUCAAACAGACUAAUCCGUCCGUGGCUGGAAUGUUCCGACGGAGCCAAAAAGAAAAAACGCCUUCGUUCACAAGUUAUGUGACCGACUAUGAUGAAGAAGAAAAACCUGACGAUGCUCCGACUAAACAGGCUCCUGCUAGCAAACCGGGUGUUCUGAAGGGAGUAAUGAAAGGGUUACAGUUCAAGUCGUCACCGAAGGCCAACAGAGAGCCAAGUCCAGACCCCAGAACGGAGGAAGAAGGCUCAGAAAAGGAGCAGUCCGCAGAAAAAAACAAGCAGGAAAAGAGUUCAGAACCCAAACAGGACAUUGGAGGUCUGAUUGCAGGAAUGUUUCGGAAAACACCCAAAGACAGAUCAUCUUCUCCUGCGCUGACGGUUACUAAAGCAGAGAGUGAUCCUGAAGAUACAGAAGAAGAAGAGAAAACAUCUGAACAACCCAGUGAGAAAGGAGGCUUUUUCUCAGGCAUCCUUAAAAAAUCCAAACCCACAGAUGAGACACCGUCACAGGAGAAUCUGAGUGUUCAUUCUGAGCUGUCAGCCAGCAGCGACAGUCUGUCUGAAAACAACAACAAGGAAAAAGGAGGAAUAUUCGGUGGGAUGUUCAAGAAGAAACCAACAGAAGCUGCUCAGACUGAAGAGGACCGGCGGUCUCUACACAGCGAUCUAUCAAGCAGUAACGAUAAUCUGUCUGAAAACUCAAAGGAAAAAGGAGGAUUUUUCAGCGGGAUUCUCCGGAAAUCUCCCAAGAUUCCUGGAGAGACACCUGGGCAGGGCGCAGAGUCGUUACAAAGUGAACUCUCUACCAGCAGCGACAGCCUGUCAGAGAACAAGGAGAAAGCUGGUUUGUUCAGCGGACUCCUUAAAAAGACUCCCAAAACAACCACAGAGGAGAAUCUGUCGGCACAGAAAGAUCUCUCAGCCAGCAAUGACAGUCUGUCUGAGGCCACAAACACAAAGGAGAAAAGAGGUGCGUUCAGUGGAAUUUUCAAGAAGUCGUCCAGACUUGCAGACGCUCCAAACACAGAAGAAGAAAAACAGUCAGAAGACGAUGAGCUGUCAGUCGGCAGUGAAGGAGCGUCUGAGGAAAACACUAAGGGAAAAGGAGGAAUAUUUAGCGGAAUAUUCAAGAAGGCUCCAAAACCUGCAGAAGCUGCUCCUGACGAGGAUGAGUCUCCUGAUAAAGAUCUCUCAGCCAGCAACGAGAAUUUAUUUGAGAACAAACAGGAGAAAGGAAAGCUGUUCAGUGGACUCCUCAAAAAGACUCCCAAAGCGUCGGGAGAAAGGACAGACGACAGAGAGACGCAGAAAGAGCUGUCGGCAAGCAACGACGAUCUGUCUGAGAAUAACACUACAAAGGAGAAAAAUAUUUUCAGCAACAUGUUCAAGAAGCCUCAGAAACCAGCAGGGGGCGCUGAAGCAGACAAGGAGCUGAACAGUGAAAAUCAAUUAUCAGGUAGCUGUGAGAAUCUGUGUGACGCCACCGUCCCGAAGGAGAAAAAAGGAGGCCUGGGCGGCAUAUUCAAACGAUCAGCCAGCAUCGACAACCUGUUUGACGAGGAGAAAGGUGGACUAUUCAGUGGACUUCUCAAGAAAACACCCAAAGCGUCUGGAGAGGAGGAAGCUGCAGAGGACAAAGACUCACAGAAGGAGCUGUCAGCAAGUAACGACAGUCUGUCUGAAAACAGCAACACUAAGGAGAAAAGUAUUUUCAGCGGGAUAUUUAAAAAGACUCAAAAACCAGCAGAGGAGACCACAGCAGAUGAGGACACAAACACAGGCGAGGAUAAGAAGCUAUCAGCCAGUUGUGAAAAUCUGUCGGAAGAAAACACAUUGAAGGAGAAGACUGGAGGUUUUGCAGGGAUCUUUAAGAGGUCUCCUAAACCGGCUCCUCGCUCUAUCGCUGCCAAGGAUCCUCUCAGUAGCACAAAGGAACUGUCCGCCAGCUGCGACAGCCUCACAGAAUAUAACAAGGAUGAUCUGUCAGCAGAUGAGCUGUCAGCCAGUAACGAUAAUCUUUCUGAAGCUGGAGGCGCCACAAAGGAGAGAAAAGUUGGGUUUGCUGGGAGGUUCAGGAGGACGCCCAAAACAACUGAACAACAGGAAAGUGAGGACGCGGAGCCGCCACAGGGAGGCGGGCUGAAACGCAGGAGGACCAUCAAGAAGAAGAGACGAGUUGUUUCAUUCCGAGUCAAGAAAACUCUUCCCAAAAUACCCAAACUUAACUUGUCAUCACAGACUUCAGACAAGAUGGCUGCCAUUGAGGAGGCUGUGGAGCUGCAGGAUCUGAACUCAGCACAGGAGAGCACGGUGGAGGUCCAGCCUGUGGAGAUGGCAGCUUAUCCUACUGAAGACAGCGCGCUGGAGACUGAGCAGGAAAAUGAUGAAUUGACGGAGUGGUGGAACACAGUCAAAGGUUGGGGGGAGUGGAACGAGACGUCUAAUUUCCAGGAGGAGGAUCAGGAAAUGGCGAUGGAGCAGGCAGCUGAUCGUAUCUACAUGGGAGCCCGUCUGUUUGUGCAUCUUUUCAACCAGCGGGGGGCGUCCUUACAGCAGGUCAUCCUGGAGCUUUUGGCUCUGGCCGACGCCGCCGAUCAAUUCCACAAGAAAACGGUAACGGCCGCUGUGGGCGGAGGGGUGGCCAGUGUCGCCGGCAGCGUGGCCACCAUAACGGGGCUCAUUCUGGCUCCUUUCACUUUUGGUGCUUCUGUUAUCGUCACGGCGGUGGGCAUCGGUGUGGCGACAGCGGGCAGCAUCACCUCGGCAACGGCCAAUAUAACAGAUACGGUUCACUCCAACAUGGACCGUAAGAAGGUGGAGAAGAUGAUUCAGGACUAUCAGGAGAAGAUCAAAGACAUCAGAGAGUGUUUGGAGUUCGUACAGGAAGGUAUGGACACCCUGCAGGAGUGGGACUUUGAGAAAUACUCACAGAGCGCUGCCAAAAAGGCUCUGAACCACAAUAUCAAGCACGUGAUGAAGGAGGGAGGGCGCGCUGGGAAAGCCCUGAUGAUCAACACCGACAAGCUCAUCAGCACCGUGCAGGUCCUGGGCGCUGCAGGCGGCGCCGCCAAAGCCGCCCAGGCCAUCAGCGUCACUACAGGGGUGAUGUCGGCUCUCUUCCUCGCUCUGGAUGUCUUCUUCCUGGCGAAGGACUCCCACGAGCUCCGCAAGGGCGCCAAAACUAAAUUCGCCACCAAGGUUAGGGAUGUAUGUAAAGACCUUCAAGACGGUCUCCUGGAGCUGAACAAAGUGAAGACGCAGCUGCAGAAGACGAUGGACGGCAUCGAGGUGGAGGAGUACGAGGAGAUCGAGGAGGUGGAGGUGGAGGUCGACGACGAUUUUGAGUCGGAUCCAAAGAAGUUGGCCGAGCUGGAGAAGGAGCUGGACCUCCUGGAGGAGAAACUGGACAAGAAGGUCGUGGAGGAGCAGAAGAAGAGCAAAGAGACGGAGAAGGAAAAGGAAGCGAAGAGCAAGAAGGAGAAAAAUCAGGAGAAGAGCACUAAGGAAAAAGGAGAGCCGGAGGAGAAGAAGGAGAAGGAGGCGGGAGAAAAUGAUGCGAAGAAGGAAAGUAAGAAGGAAAAAGGUGGCAGAGACAGUAAGUCUGAGCUGGAAUCAGAGAAGAUUCCUGAUGAAGACAAAGAACAAAACAACAAGACAAGUGGCAAAGCAGUAAAACCAACAAAAGACGACGUUUUUAAAGAACAAUCUCAGAAAGGAAGCAAAAAGGACAAAGAAACUGAAAACCGAAUAACAGCUGGAAAAGAGAAAUUAGAGAGUAAGCGAGACAAAGCAAAAGAAGAUACCGGCACAAAUAAAACGACAGAUAAGAAGCAGAAAGAGAAAGAUGAGGCUGGAAAAGUACAGGAGGACGUUACGAGCGGAACGAAUUUGGGAAAUUCGGAAAGGGUCCGAAGCGAGAGGGAAAGUCAAAGAAGCAAGAGCAGCAGAGAAGAAGAAAGAGGAACGAGCGGAAGGGCUGACUGGAAAGUGGAGAAGAAGGAGGUGGAGAGCGGGAGCACGAGGAGGCACAGCAGCAGGAGCGACACAGACAAGGAGAGGAGCGACAGAGGGAGCAAACACGAAACGAGAGAAAGCGACAAAGACAGAGGAAGCAGCGGCAGACGAAAAGAAAGCGACACGACCGAGAGCCGGAGGAGGGGAGAGGAAGAGAGGGGAGUGAGGGACUGGAGAGCAGAAAUGACGAGAAGUAAAGAAGAGAAGAGAGAAAGCAAAGACGGAAAGGACUCUAAGAGAGAGACAGAGAGGGGGGUGAAAAGAGAGGAUCACAGGAAAGGCGACGCGAAGAGAGAGUCGCAUCAAAGUCACGAAACGGCGUCGAGGAGGGAGCGUUCGGAAAGAGAGCAGGGGAGCAGCCGGGAGGAGUCGAAGAGCAGUCACUACAGGAGAGAGACGGCCUCGCACGACGAGCGCAGGGAGAGAGGAGAAGAGAAGCGAGGGAGCAAGGUCGAGAGCGCGAGGAGGCAGUUUGAGAGAGGAGGUGGCGGUGAGGAGGAGGAGGAGGAGGAGAGAGGGAAGAGGAGAGAGGACGGAGAGAGUCGGAGGAGAGACAGAGAGCACGAACACAGCCGCCGAGGAUCUCGCUCUCGCUCCAACGCUCUGCUGGAUGACGGACUGUAUAUCUAG